Musa acuminata subsp. malaccensis (wild Malaysian banana) is the source of this 1758-nucleotide messenger RNA. RefSeq names its product signal peptide peptidase-like 1. Gene Ontology annotation, biological process: membrane protein proteolysis. Gene Ontology annotation, molecular function: aspartic endopeptidase activity, intramembrane cleaving. Gene Ontology annotation, cellular component: lumenal side of endoplasmic reticulum membrane; Golgi-associated vesicle membrane; cytoplasmic side of endoplasmic reticulum membrane. The record is from RefSeq and is a predicted model, not a curated record. Lineage: Eukaryota; Viridiplantae; Streptophyta; Magnoliopsida; Zingiberales; Musaceae.
AGUCGGGUAGGCAUGUCGGUAACUCGUCCGUCCCCGAUGCCAAGGUCAAUCCCAAUUCAGUAAUUGGUCAUCGCGACUCCGCCUCGCGAGACCUCUUCCGAGGCGGAAGCGCUUCCAAACCUGAUCGAUCGGAGUCCAAAUCCGUUCGGUGCCCUAAAACUCCUAUCUCGUUCACAAACCCUAACAUCUUAUCUUCGUUCCUCGUCUCCGCGGUCCCUCUUGGAUCGUCUUGUUUUCGUGGAAGAGGAGGCGACCGAUUACUUCUUUCGCAGAUCUACAGCAUAACAGCGGCGCUACUUGAUCUGUCCAGGUUCUUUCAGGUGUACCCACCAAGUAAUUUGGAGUAUUUGUACCUGAAAACAUGAGAUAGAGCUUUCUACUCUUAGUCACUGAUUCUUAGAUGUUCGGUUGAUGUCUCUUUAGUGUGAAAGCGGAUAAAGAGGGGAUCUUGUGGCACUGUUUCUCUUAUGGAGUCCCUAUGGAAGCUUGCUUACUUGCUUGAACCAGCAUCCCUCACUCUCGUCGUAACUGCAAUCUUUGUGACUUUUUCUUCGGCUUCACGAGCUCUGGAUCAUGGCAGGGAAAUGGAAAGGAACCUGGAUUUUUCAGAGGCAUCGAUCACAUUAGACCGGUCCCAGGCACUUAUGAUCCCCCUUGCUAGUUCUUGUAGCCUUCUUUUGAUGUUCUAUCUCUUCUCAUCAGUAUCCCAACUUAUAACCGCCUUCACUGCUGUCGCUUCAGCAUCUGCUCUCUACUUCUGUCUCUCACCAUACAUGGCCUACAUCAGAUCACGGUUUGGUUUAAUGGACCCUCUGGUUUCUAGGUGCUGUUCCAAGUCAUUCACUCGGACGCAAGGAAUUUUGCUGUUGUUUUGCAUAGGAACUGUGGCAGCUUGGCUAGUUACUGGGCAUUGGAUUCUGAACAACAUCCUGGGGAUUUGCAUCUGUAUAGCUUUUGUCAGCCAUGUGCGACUACCUAAUAUCAAAAUCUGCGCAUUGCUUCUCGUUUGCUUGUUUCUCUAUGAUAUUUUCUGGGUCUUCUUCUCGGAGAGAUUCUUUGGAGCAAAUGUUAUGGUCUCAGUUGCAACACAGAAGGCAUCUAACCCAGUUCACAAGGUGGCAACCAGCUUGAGCCUUCCAGGAUUACAGCUAAUUACAAAGAAGUUGGAGCUACCUGUCAAGCUCAUCUUCCCAAGAAAUUUGAUGGGCGGUCAGGUAAUUACUGGAGCCAGUGGUGGGGAGUACAUGAUGCUGGGACUAGGAGACAUGGCUAUUCCUGGCAUGCUUGUAGCUUUGGUCCUCUGUUUUGACCAUAGGAAGACUAGAGAUAUGGGUAUCCCCUCAGAAAAAUCCUCCUCAAAAGAGAACAAAUAUCUGUGGUGUUCACUCUCUGGAUAUGCAAUUGGCUUGAUUAGUGCCUUGGCUGCUGGGAUUUUGACUCAAUCACCUCAACCCGCUCUUCUUUAUCUGGUGCCAUCUACCUUAGGACCUGUUAUUUUCCUUUCUUGGAGAAGAAAUGAACUAAGAGAGCUGUGGGAUGGAGCUUGCCCAGUUUCAAGCGAAAAGGCUCACUCAAUGGAGGUCUAAAUCCAAUUAGGUCCUUUUCAUAUUGCCAAACUUCUGUAAUUUAAUUUAGCACAACAAAAAAGCAAUGCUUAUGCUUGAAAGCUGUUUAUGAAAUUCCAGUAUAUUUCUGCCAAGUUUUCUGGUUACAGAAAUGAAUUAGCUCGUAGUUAGUGACCCCUUCUUUCUCUUCUAA